Molecule: messenger RNA, 2085 nt
Organism: Cavenderia fasciculata
Lineage: Eukaryota; Evosea; Eumycetozoa; Acytosteliales; Cavenderiaceae
Exons: 5
Coding region: 1-2085 (694 amino acids)
Source: RefSeq, a predicted model, not a curated record
AUGGAUAACACGUUAUUCCAAGUAUUUAGAAAUAAAUAUUUGUUUCAGUAUAUCUUUGAUCAACUACCGGUCAAGAGAUCGGUACGACAAACAAUCAACCUUUGUUUGAUACAAGAGGAAAUAGAUUCAAGACAACUUAUAGAUAGAUAUGGUUUGGUGUUAUUAAAAUACCGACACUGGUUUAGAGUUAGUGAUAUAUUGGAUAAUGGAUACAUAGGAUUACUAAUUGAUAAAUUAAAGAGAAACGAACCACUGAGAUUCACAUCCAAGGAUGCAGAGACUAUCUGUUCUACGUUUGACUCGUUUACACAAUUCAAAGAGAUCUAUCAAGCGAGAAGACUCAACUUUCAGUCACCUGGAUGCAUCAAUGCGGCGUGUAUCAAGGGUAACAUUGAUAUUGUCAACCAUCUACUCAACAACUUGCACAUUUCCGACGCAUUUGAACAAAAGUGGUAUUUGAACAAUGUGAUGUACAGUUCGUUGCUCAAUCGAAGUACUACCAACCGUGUAGCAUUCCUCGACUUUAUAGUCUCUCAUCCCGUCGUUAGAGACUACCUCACCGCCACUAAUCUUGAUCCUCCUCGAUACUACCUUCUUAAUCAAGAUGUUAAUCGAAUAGGUCACACUGAAUCGAGUGGAUUCAGUACGGUCAUUCAAAUGAUCACCGAUGCAUCAGUCUUUAGAUGGAUGAUCGAUCAUUGUGAAUUAUCACAAGACUUGUUUGAAAAUAGAACAUACCGUCCUAAUUUCUACAAGAUGGGAGAUAUGUCGUUACUCGAACAAUUCAACCCGAUGAGAGAGUGGUCAACCAAGAUGGUCAUGACCGAUAUCAACAGUCACCAAACUCAGCCAACACUCAGAAUCAACCUACUUCUCUACUAUAUCAAAAAUAAUAAUAUCACCAAACUACCACUCCAUCACGAUUACGAUGCACUGGUCGCAGGGUACCGACAAAAUGUUGAAAAGAGAAUGGAAGGCCGAGAACCGAUCAGUUCAAUUGUAAAAGAGACGUUGGUAUACAACGACCUUUACAUAUUUGUAGCACAACGAAUUAAUUUGGCAGAGUUGGCAUUUGAACCAUACCUAGCAUACGAGGUUCGGUUGGGACAAGUGUCAUCCAUCAGUCACUGUAUCGAACAUUACAGUAUGGUACAUCGCCGACAGUUUUAUCAAUGCCUCUUUGAAAAUGUUGCCACUCUAGAACAGGUAAAAGAGGUGAUGCGCAUCAUCACAACCACACCGCAGUUUGGCAAUAUUGACGACGCACCAUUCCUCGGGGCAGCUGCAAGAAGUGAUGACUUUGGAUGUGACAUUAUCGAUUAUUUAUCAAGUCAUCAUCCCAGACACCAUCAAAUCGAAUCGUCUCGACUAUACCGUGUCUUUAAAAACCAAAAUAUCAUGAUCAAAGUUGCAUCGAUCAUUUCAUCCGAUCUAAUCAAAGGAAACUUGUAUACCUACUAUAUGCACAGCUACUCAUUUGUCGACGAAGCGUUUCUGGACUGGCUAGAGCUACAUCAAUUCAAGUUGUUUGUUCCAAACCACUUUUAUCACCAGUUCCUCGGUCGUGCCAUUGAAUCUAGAUCAAUUAAAAUGAUUGACGCAUCGAUUCAAACACUCAACCUCGUAUCAAAAGAUUUCUCAUUGGAAUCAUUUAAAAAACUAUGGACCAUCAUUCCCUACAUCCUCUUUAAAUAUCCAAACAACAAAAUCAAAUUAAAUCAUCCACCAAAAGUUUGGCCAUCUCCUUCUCAUUUUAUUGAGCAAUUAUUUACAAAAGAUGAAGAGUAUUUCUCGUUUGCAACUAGUGUCGAUAUGGUGGAGUGUCUGUAUCAACGCUCCAAACCUCAAAAGUGGAGUAUAGAGCAGAGAGCAAAAACAAUCAUUAAAAUGCUCGAGGUGGUACUUGACAAUACCGAUAUUAUCCAGCACUGCAUCGAUGAACAACAACAACAUACACAUCCAAUCAGCAUAGUAUAUCAUAUGACAGAUGCUUCCUGCAUCAAUCAUAAUCUCUUUUAUCAUAUCUCUUAUUUAAUUUAUCAUAAUAUUCUACACAAACAAUUUAUAUAUCUUCUCUAUUUAUAA